AGGUCAGUGAUAGGGAUAAACAUCAUUGCAUUCGAUUGUAUUGGGGUUAAAAAUUUCCAUUCUAACGUCAAGGACAUUGUCUUUUGUGCGCCAGAAAAAAAAUUACCUUGACCGAAUGAAAGUAAUUAUCCGCAGACCUUUAUACAUACACGCAUACAGAAGAGUCCAAAGUUCUGGCUUUUUUUAAAUAAAAAUCAUUGUACAGUAUUACUAAGCGCUAAUAAAAAUAGUUAUUGAUAAUGAGCAGUCCUUCGAAAUUGAUAUCCACAUCCGGUUUUUCCCGCCAGAGCGAACGCCUCGACGUCUGCUGGAUGGUAUUAGCACUGCGUGACAAUGGAGGAGGAGGUACCAAGUCAGCCACGAUAACUGUUAAAAUAUUUGAUAGAAUAUACUUAAUAACAAGGAUGAAUAAUCAAACAAAUGGCCAAAAUUACGAUCUGCUCAUCCAAGAAAUUGAGGGAAUUGACGAUUACCUGGGCCCGACAUUCAGAGCUAUAUAUGAUGGCCACGAGCACCAAAAGUUCAUGGAAAAGCUGGAUGAGAGGGUCAGGAGCCAUGACAAAGACAUUGAACGUAUGUGCAAUCAUCAUUAUCAGGGAUUCAUCGAUUCUAUCAGGGAACUACUACAAGUUCGAUCGCAAGCACAACAGCUCAAUACUGAAAUACUCGACUUGGACAAUAGAAUAAGUGCCUCGGCAUCAAAAGUAAUUGAAAAGGGUGAGGAGCUGGUAAAAGCAAGAAAAGUCGAGAGCAACAUAGCAGCAGCCAUCGACAGUCUAAACAUGUGUUUGCCAGUACUAGCAGCGUAUGCCAAGCUCCAAAGGCAAUUGAAAGAUAAGCGUUACUACCCAGCUUUAAAGACCCUGGAACAGUUGGAGCAUUAUGAUCUGCCUAAAGUUACGAACUACAGAUUCUCUUCUCAAAUAACCGAACAAAUACCAUUACUGAGGAAGAACAUUAAGGAUGCCUCAAUGUCAGACCUCAGAGACUUCUUGGAAAAUAUCAGAAAAUAUUCCCCAAAAAUUGGCGAAGUGGCAAUGCGUCACAGUGCGGAGCAGCUCGUUACUGAAGCAGAGAUCAUUGGCAGGAAAAAGAAGUUGCAAAUCAGAGCUUCCACAAUUAAUGAAGGAGAAGAGGAACUCAGUGCUCAAGAUCUGAUGGAUUUCAGUCCUGUUUACCGUUGUAUGCAUAUUUACACAGUUUUGAGGGAGGGUGAUGAGUUCAAGGCAUAUUAUCAACAGCAAAGGAAGCAACAGGCUAGAUUGGUACUUCAGCCUCCUGUUAAUAUGCAUGAAAGCAUCGUCGGGUAUCAAUCAUACCUUCACGGAAUUGUUGGUUUCUUCGUUGUUGAAGAUCAUAUAUUGAACACUGGAAAUGGUCUGGCGAGUCGGACCUAUCUCGAAGAAUUAUGGGCGAUGGCGCUAUCAAAAAUCGUGAAUGCCCUUAGAACCCAUUCAGCCUAUUGUACAGACGCCACACUAAUCCUAAAGAUAAAGAACCUGAUUAUGUUGUUCAACACGACCUUAAGAAACUACGGAUACCCAGUCGGACAGUUGUGGGACCUUCUUCAGGAGAUCAGAGUGCAUUACAAUGAAGUCUUAAUGCAACAUUGGGUUCAGCUUUUUAGAGACAUCCUCGAUGAAGACAAUUUCCUGCCAGUCCAAGUAUCAACUCAAGAAGAAUACGACGUAAUAGUACAAUCCUUUCCUUAUCACGAUACAGAGCUGGAGAAAGCUGAGUUCCCCAAGAAAUUUCCAUUCUCGCAGAUGGUCCCUCAAGUCUAUCAUCAAGUUAAGGAGUUUAUUUAUGCCUGCUUGAAGUUCUCAGAGGAUUUGAACCUAACACAGACUGAAAUCGAUGAGAUGAUAACGAAAUCCACGAAUUUGUUGCUCACGAGGACUUUCAGUGGUUGUUUGUCUUCAUUGUUCCGAAAGCCAUCUCUUGCUCUUCUUCAGGUAGUCCAGAUUAUCAUAAAUACUGGGUACUUGGAAGACUCAACGAAGUAUCUAGAGGAAUUCGUGUCAAACAUCACAGCAACACCUCAUGACGUACAAUUGAGCUGCGGGGGUGUAAAAUCAGCGAUGUUUAGGGUAGCUCGAGACGACGCAGAAAAACAAAUAUGCGAUAAGUUGGAACGCAAGCUUGAUGAAUUUUUAGAACUCGAGAAUUAUGAUUGGAAUCUGACAGAGCCUCAGGGGCACGCCUCAGGUUUCAUCACUGACCUCAUUGCCUUUCUCCAUAGUACCUUCACGUGCUUCACAAAUCUGCCAGCUGAAGUGGCCCAGGUCGCCUGCAAAUCCGCAUGCUCUCACAUUGCUCAGGCAAUUCUGGGAAUUCUAAUCAGUGAGGACUUGAGGCAAAUUUCCAUGGGAGCUCUCCAGCAAGUAAAUCUGGAUACGAUUCAGUGCGAACAGUUUGCAGCUUCUGAGCCUGUUGCUGGAUUACCAGAGGGAACUCUCCUCCAAUAUUUUUCUCAAUUGAGACAACUGUUAGAUCUCUUUAUGAGCUGGGAUUGGCCCACGUACUUCCAUGAUUAUGGACAUGAUUCCAGUAAAUAUAACGUAGUAACACCGAAUAUGGCGGUGAUACUUCUCGAGAAGUUGAAGGAGUCAGAUAAAAAAACUAAUGUAUUCUCGGUGCUCAAGAAAAGUGAGAGAGAUAAGAAGAAAUUACUGGAGACUGUGCUUAAACAGCUCCGCCAAUUAGUUAUCACAACCGGCAAUAAUUAGUGCCAUGGUUUAUUAUAAUGUUCUUGAAACAACGUGUGUGACGGCAUAGUAAAGCGUAAUCAUGCAUUAGUACCAAAAGUAAAUGAUUUUCCAAUUGACGAAACUAAAUGAAUAAUUUACCUGUUACCAUUUUAGAACAGAAAUCAAAUGGAAAUAUUUGUAUAUACAAUGAAACUGUAAAUAUUUCGAUAUUUUAUCUUAUAUAAAGCCUGUAGAAAUUGUAACAAACCGUUGAAUUUAAUAAAAUUCAAUUUAAUUUAUUCUUCGAAAAGCCGA
Fopius arisanus is the source of this 3005-nucleotide messenger RNA. RefSeq names its product exocyst complex component Sec15 (gene Sec15). The record is from RefSeq and is a predicted model, not a curated record. Lineage: Eukaryota; Metazoa; Arthropoda; Insecta; Hymenoptera; Braconidae. Gene Ontology annotation, biological process: Golgi to plasma membrane transport; exocytosis; intracellular protein transport. The transcript is spliced from 7 exons. The coding region runs from base 240 to 2729 and encodes 829 amino acids. Gene Ontology annotation, cellular component: exocyst; membrane.